CACGUGAAACCCGUUCAACUUCCUUUUCAGGGUCAACCACAAAUCAGAACAAUGGCCGAGAAAGAGAAAACACCGCCACAGUCCGUGCAAGUGUUCGGCAGAAAGAAAACAGCUACAGCUGUUGCCCACUGCAAGCAAGGCAAUGGACUUUUGAAGGUCAAUGGUCAUCCUCUGGAGCUUGUCCAGCCCCAGGCCCUUCAGUCAAAGCUCCUUGAGCCUGUGUAUCUUCUUGGCAAGGAUCGCUUUGCUGGUGUUGACAUCAGGGUUCGAGUCAAGGGAGGAGGACGUGUAGCACAGAUCUAUGCUAUCAGGCAAGCCAUCUCCAAGUCUCUUGUUGCCUAUUACCAAAAAUUCGUUGAUGAAGCAUCCAAGAAAGAGAUCAAGGACAUCCUCAUCCAAUACGACCGAUCACUCCUCGUCGCCGACCCCAGGCGCUGCGAGCCCAAGAAAUUUGGCGGUCCAGGACCCCGUGCCCGCUACCAGAAAUCCUACCGUUAAGACCAGGAAGGAUGGCUGUGGUGAUACUGGUACCAUAGGGGGGACAUUGAUCCAAGAUCUUGUCAUCGAGGUCUUGGUCUACGGACACACUCAUCGGCUGUGGGGGGUUUCAUGUGCUAUUUGCUCAUGACAGCAAUUGUGGUUGCAUCGUUAGACGACAUCAAGGAAUAAAUACAAUAUGUAAAUUCA
Lytechinus variegatus (green sea urchin) is the source of this 687-nucleotide messenger RNA. RefSeq names its product 40S ribosomal protein S16-like. Gene Ontology annotation, molecular function: structural constituent of ribosome; RNA binding. Lineage: Eukaryota; Metazoa; Echinodermata; Echinoidea; Temnopleuroida; Toxopneustidae. Gene Ontology annotation, cellular component: ribosome; cytosolic small ribosomal subunit. Gene Ontology annotation, biological process: maturation of SSU-rRNA from tricistronic rRNA transcript (SSU-rRNA, 5.8S rRNA, LSU-rRNA); translation. The transcript has 6 exons. The record is from RefSeq and is a predicted model, not a curated record. The coding region runs from base 52 to 498 and encodes 148 amino acids.